This is a messenger RNA of Ailuropoda melanoleuca (giant panda), 11221 nucleotides long. It is a transcript of the gene TULP4, whose product is annotated as TUB like protein 4. The transcript has 16 exons. The record is from RefSeq and is a predicted model, not a curated record. Lineage: Eukaryota; Metazoa; Chordata; Mammalia; Carnivora; Ursidae. Gene Ontology annotation, molecular function: protein binding. Bases 1918 to 6564 code for a protein of 1548 amino acids.
GCUGGGAUCAUGACCUGAGCCGAAGGCAGACACUUAACGACUGAGCCACCCAGAUUUGUAAGACUCCAGGGCCUUCAAGCUGUGAUUAAUCAGAUGGUUCCUGAAAUGACUAGGAAGACAGACGCUUUGGUGCCCAUCGAAGAGCGUAUGUCUGUGUAUAUCUAAGACCUCCUUUGUACACAUACACAUUGACACCAGAAGACAGGCUCAUUCUUGUGCACACUUGAAGAGUUUUACAACUGAUGAAAAUUAAUUUAAGAAUCAGAUGGAGCAACUUGACACUACUGGGCUCAGGAGCCCGGGGAGAAAAAUAUGUUACUAAUGGUCAGUUUUCCACAUGGUCUUCACGGGUAAAGAAAGUUUGCAAAAAGAAGAAAAAAAAACUUGCACAGUUCAAGCCUCAAAAAUACCUCUGCAGUUUAAAGAAGGAACUAAGUGAGAAGGUGGCCGGGGGAGAAGUGUGGUGUCAGGCAGCGCGGGCGGCAUCAUGCAGUGGGUUUUGCACUUUAUUUUCCAGUGUUUUUGGUGAUUUGGACAGACUUCAAAACUCUGGACUGAGAAGUAACUCUGGCUGUGUAUGACUUCAGGAAAGCAAGGAUAAUAUUUUAAAGUAGCAAUUGAAACCAGUAUUUACAAAAUAAGUAUCAAGGAACAUCCAAGUAAAGCUUCCUUUCCUUGGACUGUACAUGUGGCAUUUGGAAGCAUCUCUGAAUGUGAGCAGGAGAGCGCCCAUCAGCACAGCCUGCUGACUCUCUAGGGAAACAGUGCGGAAGAACCCAACUCUUGUCUGUUUUCACGUUAAGGGCUUCUCUUCCCUGUUGAGUCCAAGAAGACUUGCAUGUAGGAGGAAGAGUACUUGAUGUACUUAAUUCUGAAAAUAGUCUUUUCCUUCAAGAUGGAAAAAUAGGUAUCUUUAGGAACAGAAAGGGGAGAAGCCAGUAGGGGAGAGAAGAAGGAGACGGGGCAAAAGAGAUAGAAUCCUGUAGUGAGGCUCCGUUUUGUCAACGAGAGGAUUUAGGAUUCACCCAAUGCAAACACGUGUGCCACUUAAAGAGCUUUAGAACCUUCUGGCUCUGUGAGCGAAGGGGUUUUCUCUCUCCGCCUCUAUGGCACUGAAGAGUGCACCGGUCUGUGGAGGGCCAGUCAGAUGGAGCCCAGCUCUCUGCCAGGACACAGCAACCUGCCUGCUGGGAAGCCAGGCCGGGCCCUGAGGUGGGAAGUUUCUGGUUCAGAACAGUGGGGAGAGUCUUUUUUUCUUUCUGAACUUGGACUGCUGUCUGCACAAACUCUGGUCUGUUUUGCACGGUUUGUGUGCCUUUUUUUCCCUUUAUGCAAUCUUUUUCAGCUUCAGCAGCAGAAAUUUGUCUAGUUGAGAAAACAUGCCAGAGGGUGGCUUCAGAAGGAAGAUGAUCCCACGUGUUCUGUCUCUGCAUCUGAACUUUUGAAGAGAAAUUCCAGCUCGAGGGAUUCUUUAAAGCCUUAAGUUACUUGAAAUCUAUGUAUUUGCAACCCUUUGUCUCUGGAAUCAUAUUACACUAAACUGGAAUCUCAGGCUGAAUGAGAAUAACCAAGUUGAGUAAAAAGAAGAAAACCCCCUUUCUUGAUCAGCACGUGUUAAUGACACUCUUCCUCUAAGGACUUGAAAAUAAAAAUGGACGCAUGUUGUUUUUAAGCAUUACCUUUUCCUAGCAGACUGCCAUCAUCUUUUCUAGAGGAAUUUUUUCACUAUGCAUUUGGUGGCUCUUUAUAAAAUACUGACCUUGUAGUUAGAUUCAGGUCAGUCUUCAUUAAAAGGGGUCGGGGAAAAUAACGCAAGCCAACCACAAAAAUCAAUCAGUUGAUCCAUGAAAAGCAUUGGUUUAAGUUUUUCGGCAUUCAGCAUUACUUUUUAAAUAAAACAAUUCGCUGGAAAAAAGUAUGUAUGCAGCGGUGGAACAUGGGCCUGUCCUUUGCAGCGACUCCAACAUCCUCUGCCUGUCCUGGAAGGGGCGUGUUCCCAAGAGUGAGAAGGAGAAGCCGGUGUGCCGCAGGCGCUACUAUGAGGAGGGCUGGUUGGCCACGGGCAACGGCCGGGGCGUUGUCGGGGUGACCUUCACCUCGAGCCACUGCCGCCGGGACAGAAACACGCCACAGAGAAUAAACUUCAACCUGCGGGGCCACAAUAGCGAGGUUGUCCUGGUGAGGUGGAAUGAGCCAUACCAGAAGCUGGCCACGUGUGACGCAGAUGGAGGGAUAUUUGUGUGGAUUCAGUACGAAGGGAGGUGGUCUGUGGAAUUAGUCAACGACCGAGGGGCUCAGGUGAGUGAUUUCACAUGGAGCCAUGAUGGGACUCAAGCACUUAUUUCAUAUCGAGAUGGGUUUGUCCUGGUCGGUUCUGUCAGCGGACAAAGACACUGGUCAUCUGAGAUCAACUUGGAAAGUCAAAUCACGUGUGGCAUAUGGACUCCUGAUGACCAACAGGUGCUGUUUGGCACAGCUGAUGGGCAGGUGAUCGUCAUGGACUGCCAUGGCAGGAUGCUGGCCCACGUCCUCCUGCACGAGUCUGAUGGCAUCCUCAGCAUGUCCUGGAACUACCCUGCCUUCCUGGUGGAGGACAGCAGUGAGAGCGACACCGACUCGGACGACUACUCCCCUCCCCAAGAUGGUCCAGCAGCGUAUCCCAUCCCGGUGCAAAACAUCAAGCCACUGCUCACCGUCAGCUUCACCUCGGGGGACAUCAGCUUAAUGAACAACUACGAUGACUUGUCUCCUACUGUCAUCCGCUCAGGGCUGAAAGAGGUGGUGGCCCAGUGGUGCACCCAGGGAGACCUCCUGGCUGUUGCUGGUAUGGAACGGCAGACCCAGCUUGGUGACCUCCCCAACGGCCCUCUUCUGAAGAGUGCCAUGGUCAAGUUCUACAAUGUCCGCGGGGAGCACAUCUUUACCCUGGAUACGCUUGUGCAACGCCCCAUCGUCUCCAUCUGCUGGGGACACCGGGACUCGCGGCUGCUGAUGGCUUCAGGACCGGCCUUGUAUGUGGUGCGCGUGGAGCACCGCGUGUCCAGCCUGCAGCUGCUGUGCCAGCAGGCCAUCGCCAGCGCCCUGCGAGAAGACAAGGACGUCAGCAAGCUGACCCUACCCCCCCGCCUCUGCUCCUACCUCUCCACCGCCUUCAUCCCCACCAUCAAGCCCCCAAUUCCAGAUCCCAACAACAUGCGAGACUUUGUCAGCUACCCGUCGGCCGGCAAUGAGCGUCUGCACUGCACCAUGAAGCGCACAGAGGACGACCCGGAGGUGGGCGGUCCGUGCUACACCCUCUACCUGGAGUACCUGGGCGGGCUCGUGCCCAUCCUCAAGGGCCGGCGCAUCAGCAAGCUGCGGCCGGAGUUCGUCAUCAUGGACCCCCGGACCGACAGCAAAUCAGAUGAAAUCUAUGGAAACAGCUUGAUCUCCGCCAUGCUGGACAGCUGCAACUGCUCGGACUCCAGUGACGUGGAACUGAGUGACGACUGGGCUGCCAAGAAAUCCCCCAAAAUCUCCCGAGCUAGCAAGUCACCUAAACUCCCAAGGAUCAACAUUGAGGCCCGGAAGUCUCCCAAGCUGUCCCGGGCUGCUCAGGAGAUGUCCAGGUCUCCCCGGUUGCCGAUGCGCAAGCCCUCCAUUGGCUCGCCCAGCCUGACACGAAGAGAGUUUCCCUUUGAAGACAUCACUCAGCACAACUAUCUUGCUCAGGUCACGUCUAAUAUCUGGGGAACCAAGUUUAAGAUUGUGGGCUUGGCUGCUUUCCUGCCAACCAGCCUCGGUGCAGUAAUCUAUAAAACCAGCCUCCUGCAUCUCCAGCCACGGCAGAUGACCAUCUAUCUCCCGGAGGUUCGGAAGAUUUCCAUGGACUAUGUUAAUUUACCUGUCUUCAACCCAAAUGUUUUCAGUGAAGAUGAAGAUGACUUACCAGUGACGGGAGCAUCUGGUGUGCCUGAGAACAACCCGCCGUGCACCGUGAACAUCCCCAUCGCACCCAUCCACAGCUCCGCGCAGGCCAUGUCCCCCACUCAGAGCAUAGGCUUGGUGCAGUCCCUGCUUGCCAAUCAGAAUGUGCAGCUGGACGUCCUGACCAAUCAGACCACGGCAGUGGGGACGUCUGAGCACGGAAGUGAGAGUGCCACCCAGUACCCAGUCUCCAACCGCUACUCCAACCCUGGACAGGUGAUCUUCGGAGGUGUGGAGAUGGGCCGCAUCAUCCCGAACCCUGCUCAGCUGUCCCUGCCGCCUCCAGCACAGGGAGCGAUCCAGCUGUCGGUGGUGGACCAUGGAGACCGAGACCAUGACCACCUGCAGAAGUCCACCAAGGCCCUGCGGCCAGUGGCACAGCUGGCUGCCGAAGGGGACGCAGUUGUGUUCAGUGCCCCACAGGAGGUCCAGGUGGCGAAGAUGAAUCCCCCACCUCCCUACCCGGGAACCAUCCCUGCUGCCCCCACCACGGCGGCGCCCCCGCCCCCGCUGCCGCCCCCGCAGCCCCCGGUGGACACGUGCCUGAAGAAGGGCGACUUCUCGCUGUACCCCACAGCGGCACAUUACCAGACGCCCCUGGGCUAUGAGAGGAUCACCACCUUUGACAGCAGCGGCAACGUGGAGGAGGUGUGCCGGCCUCGGACGCGGAUGCUCUGCUCACAGAACACCUACACCCUCCCCGGCCCGGGCAGUUCGGCCACCCUGAGGCUCACCGCCACCGAGAAGAAGGUCCCCCAGCCCUGCACCAGUGCGACCCUGAACCGCUUGACGGUCCCCCGCUACUCCAUCCCCACGGGAGACCCACCCCCAUACCCCGAAAUAGCCGGCCCGCUGAUGCCCGGCCGGGGCGCAGCCCAGAGGCCAGACAGUCUCAUCCACGCCACGCUGCGCAGGAACAACCGCGAGGUGGCGCUCAAGGCGGCGCAGCUGGCUGAGCCCCCGCGGGCCCCGCCGCAGCACCCGCCCAAGCCCAAGGGCGCGGCGCAGUUCCCAGCGCGGCCCCCUCCGGCCCUGUACACCUGCAGCCAGUGCAGUGGCGGGGGCGCGGCGGGGCGGCCAGAGCCGGGCGGGGGUGUGGGGGGCGCGCAGCCAGGCUCCGGCCUGGCACACGCUGCCAGCACCUCCCCCCUGACCUCUCAGUCGUCCUACAGCCUCCUGAGUCCAACCGACGGCGCCCGCGACCGUGCGGACUACGUUAACUCGGCCUUCACCGAGGACGAGGCGCUGGCCCAGCACUGUCAGGUGGAGAAGCCCCUGAGGCACCCCGCGCUGACCGAAGCUGCUGUGGCCGUCAAACGGCCACCCCCUUACCAGUGGGACCCUGUGCUGGGGGAGGACAUUUGGAUUCCUCAGGAAAGGACAGCACAGACUGCAGUGCCCAACCCUCUGAAAUUGCCCCCUCUUAUAGUAGGUCAGAGCCAGCACCUGGAUGUGUCCCGAGUGCCCUUUGUCUCCCCGAAGUCUCCCGCCAGUCCUACUGCCACUUUCCAAACAGGCUAUGGGAUGGGAAUGCCAUACCCAGGAAGCUAUAACACACCCCCUUUGCCGGGAGUGCAGACUCCCUGCUCCCCAAAAGAUGCCCUGGCCCCCACACCGUUUGCACCACAGGAGUCCGCCGUGGUUCUGCAGCCAGCUUACCCACCCAGCCUCUCCUACUGCACCCUGCCCCCCAUGUAUCCAGGAAGCAGCACCUGCUCGAGUUUACAGCUGCCACCUAUCGCCUUGCACCCCUGGAAUUCCUACAGCCCUUGCCCGCCUGUGCAAAACCCCCAGGGCACUCUGCCCCCCAAGGCACACCUGGUGGUAGAGAAGCCCCUGGUGUCACCACCGCCCACCGACCUCCAAAGCCACUUGGGUACUGAGGUGAUGGUAGAGACCACAGACAACUUCCAAGAAGUCCUCUCCCUGACGGAAAGCCCAGUCCCCCAGCGGACAGAGAAAUUCGGAAAGAAGAACCGGAAGCGCCUGGACAGCCGAGCAGAAGAAGGAAACGUUCAAGCCAUCACGGAGGGCAAAGUGAAGAAGGAGGCACGGACUUUGAGUGACUUUAAUUCCCUGAUCUCCAGCCCCCGCCUGGGGAGAGAGAAGAAGAAAGUGAAGAGUCAGAAAGACCAACUGAAGUCAAAGAAAUUGAACAAGACAAAUGAGUUCCAGGACAGCUCCGAGAGCGAGCCCGAGCUGUUCAUCAGUGGGGACGAGCUGAUGAACCAGAGCCAGGGAAGCAAGAAAGGCUGGAAGAGCAAGCGGAGCCUGAGGACGGCCAGCGAGCUGGAAGAGUUCAAGUGCCGGAAAGCCAGUGAGAAGGAGGAUGGGCGGUUGGGCAGCCAGGGCUUCGUGUAUGUCAUGGCCAAUAAGCAGCCUCUGUGGAAUGAAGCCACCCAGGUGUACCAGCUGGACUUCGGGGGGCGGGUGACCCAGGAGUCGGCCAAGAACUUCCAGAUCGAGCUGGAGGGGCGGCAGGUGAUGCAGUUUGGAAGGAUUGAUGGCAAUGCGUACAUUCUGGACUUCCAGUACCCCUUCUCAGCUGUGCAGGCCUUUGCGGUUGCCCUGGCCAACGUGACUCAGCGCCUGAAGUGAAAAGACUGGUCUGGGGCAGAGAGAGAGGCAAAGGAGCCUUCUCAGAGAGGUCUCCUCGCACUGCUCGAGGAGUCCCCCGGGGCCCCAGGUGCCUGGAGACCAGAAGACAAGAGCAAAACUGGAAGAAUCCGUCAGGCCCAUGAGAGGGGACUGACCUUUAAUUGUUGUCGUUUGUUUGGGCUUUUAUAAUCCUUAUUGUUUCUCUUUCUUCUUUCUUUUUAAACAAAAAGAGAAUACAGAAGGGUAGUAUUUGGAAGCAGAGGGUGUGAGGCACCUGGUGUUCUUUUAGGAAACACGGUUGCUGCGGAAAUGCCCUACUGCGCUGCUUCUGUCAGCUGUCAAGACAAGGGGCCCUUCCGAAGGAAGGCAGACUGCCAUCCCACCUGCUGUUCUUUUAGACCAGGGAUUGUGCAUUCUUUCCGUUCUCCACACAUCUAGCUUUAUUACUCCCCCUUCUCAUAACCACUAGUGUGAAAACAAAAAACUUUCUAAAAAGACAACCAAAAGUCCUGAAGGUACAGGUUCUUUUAGGGGGGACAUUGAAUUCACACACGUCCUGUUACUUCCCCAGAGUGCUCAGUUCGUGAAGGUGUUACGGCAACUGCGCUGUGUUUGACCCGUAGAAGCAGGCUGUGUCCAGGUGCUCUUAGCAGGUAUAAAUACAGUUUGCUCGUGCUGAUGCAGGAGGAAGGAGCUCCUGCACAUGGACCACGUGGGUGGCGUGCACAGUGUGACUGAGAUAGUACAAGGGCUCUGCACCUCUCUGGAGGGUGUUCGCUCUGAAGACCCCGCCAGUUCUAGAACAUGCCAGAAUUCCAUAGGUCAGUGAGGCCUGUCUUCGAGAGAAGGUGAGAGACAAAAUGGAGAGAUCCUGGCAUGUGGUGGGGUAGCGACCUUGUCACCUAGUGCCCUGGGCAGUCACUAGGCACUCACUUGCUGAAAAGCAACCUUUGUCCCCUCCCCCCCCCUUCUGUUGUUUAAUCUGGAAAGUGUGGCAGAAGGCAUUCUCCUUCCCAGAAGAAAAGUGUGCCACACUUUCUAAAAAUGCUGAGGAUAGUAAUUUGAAAGCACGUCUUUCUUCUUCUCAGCCACAUUAAAAUUCAGUUGAUUAGAGGUGUUUUCUAAUAGUUUAGAAAUGUAACAAAAUUGUAAACAUUUGCCAGGGUAUUAAAAGAUAGAGGUAUAGUCAUCUGUUUGAAAAAAGUCCCACAAUUGUAUCUAGGAGAAAAAAAAGUUCUUUAUUAACUGUACAGACAGUUUACUGAGGAGAUAAACCACUGGGAACACACUAUUAUAGUACUUAGCUGGUUAAUUACAAAAAAGAAAAAACCCAGAAAUCCCCCGAGAUUAUCUUUUCCCUCCUUCCUCCUCCUCCUCCUUAGGGGACACUUUGGGCAACAUUCAGCCCUGAUAACAAAACCCAGUUCGCUGUUGUCAGUUACUCAGACCUGGAUGUUUUUAGGGCAGGAGCGCAGGAACUGUCUACUGGCAGAGUGCCCUCAAUUUGGACUUUGUUUGGAGCAGACAAAUGAAAGACACUGUAGAAAAGUCUUUUGAAAGUAUGUAUUUUUACAUUCCUUGUUUUGGUUUAAAAACUAGAAAAGAAACUGGCCCAUUCCUUCCCCACAGCAAGACGACAUCACUCACCAUUCUCUCCAAACCCUGAAGAAACACAGAUGAGGACAUCUCCCAACUAACAUCCGAGUUUUCCAACUUUUAUUUUAAAAUAUUGAACCUGAUUCUUUGUGGGUAAAUUCUUUGAGAAAGAAUUGAGCAGUGUAUUCAGAAUUAUAUAAUUCUUUUAUAGGAGUUUCUGUAGCUUGGUAAGAUGUUUCAAUGCUUAUUAUUAGUUGUGCAAUAAUGGUUAUGGCCUAUUUCUAAAAUAAUUUAAAUGCAGUUCCCCUGUUUUGUUGUCCAAGAGAUUAUUUAUCUUGCUUUAAUAGUGUUCUUAGGAAUUAUUUUGUUACUAUGUACUGGUGAGUUAUGCCCAUUUUAUUUAUUUAGAAAAAUAGUGUGUUUGUAAUGAGUUAUUUGGUAGCAGCAUAUUUUGCUGCGAGAAAUAAAGAGGAUAUGAUAGAAGGUGUUUUUGCUGGACAAUUUGUAACUUUUCUAAUUGGGAAAAAAUUCCUAUUAAUCCUUUAAAGGUAAUUUUUUUUUGCAUUCUUUGGUAUUGAUUAUAUACAGAGGAGUCGAUUUCUUUGAGAUGACAUAUCCAAAAUAAUAUUGCCCCCUCUUUGAACAUUUUAUUUUUAAUUAAAAAUAAAAGGUGCUAUGAAAUGAAAAGAGGAAUGAGAGCAGCAAAGGAAGGCAUUAUUGUCAGUAAAUGUCCGUUUUCCAGAUUCUUGGAUUGGUUCUUAAGAUACAGAGACCAUGAGAAAAUACAUUUUAGAACUUUUCUUACUAAGAGCAAAUAUAGGGGGAAAUCCUUGGAAUAAAAACUGCAAAUACAUUUGUGAAGAGAAAGCGAGUAUUUGUAGCAAAUAAUUGAACUUUCUAAAUUCUGGGCUCACUUCCCAAAAGGCCUCUUCGGCACGUGGAGACAGGCCUCGUGUGGGGAGGUUUGCGGACCCGAGGGGCAGUAGCUGUGCAGCUCUGUGCUCUGUACUCUGGCCCAGGGGCGGAAACAGUCUCCUGCCACUCGUCCUUACACCCAUGUCCACGGCGCUCGUAAUGUGGUAUCUUUUAAGUUGAUGGUGCUGGUGUCGCUUAUUUAAAAAUCGUUUUCAUUCAGUCUCAAUUUAUUAAAUACUACUAAAGUCAGUACUUUAAACAGAAUUCUCUAUACUUCAUGUUUAUUAAUAGCAACUUAUGAAUAUUACGAUACCUCAUUGAAUCUCUAAAUUUAAAAACAUCAGCCCAGUCAACUACAUAAAGAAUCCAUCCCUUAUCGAGGGAAGCAGUGUAUUAACAUAUAAAGACCAAUUUUAAAUUUGUUUCAACUCUAAUCUCAUCAAACCAAAGGCACAGAUUUGUGUACAGUAUAUCCACUGAAUGUAUAUCCUAAGAAAAAUUGGUGCCAAGGAAGCAGGAAAAUGUCAAGGCUCUGAUGGCAGUGUCAGUCAGGAUUUUGCAGGUUAGUCUUUGUCCCCCGUGUCCAUUGCUCCCCACUUAAGUGUCCCAUGAGGAGAAGCAAAAACAUGUACAUUCAUCUUGUAAUCCUCUCGAUCCUGGGGUCAAGCCUGCCCUGCCACAAAGCUGGAGGGUGACCUCGGGCUUCCAUUUGUCCAUCUGUAAAAUGAAAGGGACGACCUGGCCUGGACAAAAUUCUCAACUCUAUCCAGCUGUAACAGCCUGAGGGCUCAAAAUGUGACCGUCUCCUCAUUCCACUGUACAAACUUGGAAGGUAUGUUUCAAAAUAAUUGCCUUUUUAUAGAGAAGAUUUCUUUUCCGGCAUUAAUGAGCUAUCUCGUGAAUGUAAACCGUGCAUUUAAAAUCGUCUUUAGCAGGUUCACCUCUAGAAACAAAUGCUUUCAGAAUGGUGUUUGUUCUCCCAAAUCACACGAAAGCACCAGUGCGUUUCAGGUAAGACACGGGAGCCUCCCCAUGCGUGUGCCCUGCUCGGCGGACACCCUGGAGAACAGCCCUAAAAUAAGUCACCCUUUGCCCCCGCAAGCCAUAGAGUGGGUUGAAAAAAGAACAAAGGAGUCCGUGCCCAGGCUGACGUGAAUUCUUGAGUGUCUCCUGCAGUGUUACAUUAUCUGCAAGUUGAAAACAUUUUUUGAAAGGAACCCAUUGUGUCCCUCUGUGGGCCAUCUAUCCCUUGGCCAAGUCAAUAGUUGUGAACAAAGUUAGUUGAGACAAAAUGUGUCAGAACUGUUCUUUGAGCUCCUGGGAUUUUGUCGUCACACACGAUUCAGAUUUGUCACCGUCUGUGUAUCCCUUAGCUCUGGCUGAUGGAAACUCCAAGGGGUUGUGGCUUAUUUUGUUUUCAUUUCUUUGGCUUUGUGCAAUUUUCUUGUAAUUUGUACCAAUAUUUUCUGUUUACAAGUUCUUUUAAAGGGGAGGGGUAGGGUUCUAAGAUCUCGUUGUUUGUUGUAGAUAAAUUUUUUUUCGUGUUGUAGAAAAGCAUGGGUUAUGCGUUUGACUGAAAAAGGCACUGUAUUAUUUACCAAAGGGGUAUUGUUUUUGCAUUUGUUUAUAAAUGCAUUAUUUUGGUACUGUAAAUUUGGACAUGAUUUCUGAGUUUAUUACUACUGGCAUUUUCUUUUUCCUUUCUUUCUUUUUUUUUUUUUAAACUGUAAGUGCACGAUGCAGGUGCACAGGUCCCAGACCAAACCAGACCACCAGCAUGUUCUUAUCCAAAUCUUGGGAAUAGCACGCUGCUGUGUGCGCCUCAGUCCUACCGGUGUUGCUUUGUUUUUCAGUUCCAGCAUCCUGCUUUGUUUUACUUUCCAAGCAAGAUCUGUUGAGAUUCCCACUUGCAUUCUAACGAGCUCAGCCUUAUUUGCCUCUUUUCUGAUGUAUUUUGUGUAUUAGAUUGUGUGGGAGGUAUUCUAGAAGGCAUUAAUGGUUUGCAUUCAAAAUGACGUGGUUUGUCCAAAUUAUUUCCUGUCUUUAUUAUUGAGAUGGAUUAAUCUCAUUUUUUUCUUGAUGAUUUGAAGUUGUAAAAGUUGUCCAGCUAUUGCUUAAUAAAAUUUUGCAGAUCAAAAAAAAAAAA